AGUUAUGGACUUGCCCUAAAGAAGAACCAAAACGGCAAAACUACCAGUUCUGCAGUGACCAGAGAGAGAGAGAUGUGGAAGAAGGUAUUUGCAAGCGCCAGUGGCGCAUUACAUCCAUGGCGAAUGGUACCUCAUCGCAAAUCCAGCGUUUACACCGCCGUCGACUCUAUAAUACUUCGCUCCCUCAAAGAACACUACCUUGAAGUCUCUAAAAUGACUCAACCACCGAAAGUAAACCCGCCGUCACCUUUUGCGAUUGUGAAAGGUGCGCUUGACAACAACGGUCCCGUUCUCCAACGAACUUACGGCGAUGAAGAAAUUAGUAUAUCUGUGAUGCGGUUGGCCAAUAUUAUUCCUGGUGGUGGAGACGGUGAUGAUGACGACGGAAUUAAUCAGUUGUUCCUUCAUGUCGAUGUCUCGAAACCCGGCCGAGAUGAUUCCCUUCAUUUCCUAUGUGGGCUUUAUCCGGACGCAUUGGGAAUCCACUCUGUGUCCUUGAGGCCAAAACUUCAAUCUUCUCAACUCCUCGUUGUUCCUUCCAAGUAUAGUGGCCCGGUUUUCCAAGAUCUGGAAGAGCGGAUGAGGGAUGCACUUCAUAAUUACGUAGAACAACGUGGUGUCAACGAGAGUCUCUUUCCUUUUCUACAGGCAUGGCUUUAUGUGAAGGACCAUCGGAAUCUUAUGCGGUGGUUCAAAACAACGGGCACCUUCAUUAACGAGCGCAAAUCAGCAUGAGCUGUUAAAAUAUUGUAGUUUUCUCAGUAGAAACAAAUGGGUCAAUGGCUCCAAGUAAGUGCUGUAACUUUGAUAAAGUUCAAGCUGCUAUUCAAAUGAGCUGUUUAAUAUUUUAGUGCUGGGGGUGAAUACUAAUACUUCUUCAGCUGUACACCAAGGUUUAGAUAUCUCACUUGUUUUUUUGCUUUUUUUCCCCUUUCAGUCUUUGAGGGUUUGAGAAAUAUCCAUUUUAUGUUGUGUAUAAGGGGUCUUUCCAUUACAGACAUACAACAUAUGUUAUUUAUGAGUUGCCUCGUCCACUUACCUUCAAUUUUCAAUGGAAUUCAAAAUUCAGGCUAAGAACUUGUUUC
Messenger RNA from Telopea speciosissima, 1085 nucleotides. RefSeq names its product mitochondrial acidic protein MAM33. The record is from RefSeq and is a predicted model, not a curated record. Bases 73 to 735 code for a protein of 220 amino acids. Lineage: Eukaryota; Viridiplantae; Streptophyta; Magnoliopsida; Proteales; Proteaceae. Gene Ontology annotation, cellular component: mitochondrial matrix. The transcript is spliced from 4 exons.